CUUUGAGUGUGAGUACGUGGUAUGGAACAAGCGGAAACUUCCACUGAGCUGCAAACGUUUGAGGUGAGGAAGCUGGCAGUCACCAAACUGACCGCCGGGUCACUUUAAUGAUGCUUCCACGCAGACAGGACCACGGAAAGAGAAGGAGCGACGGAGCGCGCGGCGCGUGGAGCCCGGUCCGCCGCAGCUCCGCCGUGCUGCCCUCGGUGCUAACCUUCCUGGUGAUCGUUGCCUCCGGAGGCCUGCUGCUCAUGAUAGAAAAAGGAAUGCUGAACAGCAUGGAGACUCCUUCACCUCGGGGAAGCCCGAGGCGGCUGGAUCUCAGCAGAGAGACCCGUAGACACAUUUCAGACAGCGUGGACGUGGAGUCCCAGAUCCUCCAGGAGAUCCGGAAUCGCACCAUCAGGACCAUGUGCAGCCAGAAGAACAUGCCCCACAGCAUCUGGACACUGAGCCCCCUGCAAAGGAAGACAGUGCUGCAGCACAUCCUAGUGAACGACGAGUACCGUUUCCUCUACUGCUACGUUCCCAAAGUGGCGUGCUCCAACUGGAAGAGAGUCCUGAAGGUCCUGAGUGGAGCCCUGGAGAGUGUGGAUGUCAGCAUCAAGAUGGAUCAUCGCAGCGACUUGGUUUUCCUAUCCUCCCUGAAGCCAGAGGAAAUCCGCUACCGCCUCAAGAACUACUUCAAGUUCAUGUUUGUGCGAGAACCCAUGGAGCGACUACUUUCUGCCUACAGAAACAAGUUUGGAGAGAUUGAAUCCUACAAGAAAAAAUAUGGGGUAGAGAUUGUAAAGCGGUACAGGAAGGGCCAUGCCAAGGAUGCGUCUGUGACCGGAGAUGAUGUGACCUUUGAAGAGUUUGUCCGCUACUUGUUGGAUGAGGAUGUGGAACGCAUGAAUGAGCACUGGAUGCCUGUUUACAACUUAUGCCAGCCUUGUGUUGUUUCUUAUAAUUUCAUUGGCUCUUAUGAGCACCUUGAAAGGGACUCUGAGUAUGUGCUCCAGCGCAUCGGUGCGCCGCCUUUUAUUCGCUUCCCUGAGAGACAAACUUGGUACAAGCCUGUCACGACAGAAACAUUACACUAUUACUUGUGCACUUUGCCACAGAAGUUCCUCAGGGACCUUCUACCCAAAUACAUUUUAGACUUUUCUCUAUUUGCUUACCCCCUCCCAAACACAACCACUGAAUACUGUCGGCAUUAAAAGAUGCCCACUUUUUUUUUUAUAGAUAUUCAUCUUGGACUAUUUUUAUACCUUAGGGGAAAUAAAACGUAAAUAAAAAGUAUUUUCACAUUUCAUACAUGAUGUCACAUCAAUGAUUUAAAAACCACUAAAGUGUCAAUAUGAGGUAAUGAGACAUUCCUGAAACUUCAUAAAAACUGUUACAGUGAAUAGACUGAUUCAUUUACAGCUAUUGGACGAUUGUACCGUAGGUCUGUGUUUCAUAGGUUCUGGGGAAAUGUUGUGGUUUAGCAGGCUAAACACAGUUUCACCUUAAGGUUUGCAUACAAACAUUCAUUGGUAUGUUUACCAGUAAUUUGGUUCUUUUAAUGGUCUGUUUGAAGUGUUUUUUUUCCAGGGUGGAAUGAUGAUACACAUUCAAUGAAUUUUAAAAAUAAAUUGAACAAUUUUAAAUGUGUUUAUUACCUCCACCUUCGAAUUAGGGCCGCAAUUAACGAUUAUUUAUUGUUUUGCUAAUAAUCGGAUAGCCAAAAGUUCCUUAAAGAUUUUUUUUUAAAAGAAAUUAAACCAGUUAAAACUAGAACUUUUCGACUAGAUGAGUUCUGGAUAGAGCAUAUUGACAGAAGAAUAGUUUUUUUUUUAUCUUAAAAAGUUUCAACACUCCAGUUUACGAUUAAUCAGUUACUAAAUUAGUUGAACAUUUCAAUAAUCGAUUAAUCUGAUACAUUUUAUCAGCCCUAGUUCACACCGACUCAAAUGUGUACAAAGUUAUAUCCCUUCACUAAUUGGAUAAAUCUUCUUU
Messenger RNA from Cyprinodon variegatus (sheepshead minnow), 1983 nucleotides. RefSeq names its product carbohydrate (N-acetylgalactosamine 4-0) sulfotransferase 14 (gene chst14). Lineage: Eukaryota; Metazoa; Chordata; Actinopteri; Cyprinodontiformes; Cyprinodontidae. Gene Ontology annotation, molecular function: sulfotransferase activity. The coding region runs from base 108 to 1202 and encodes 364 amino acids. The record is from RefSeq and is a predicted model, not a curated record. Gene Ontology annotation, biological process: carbohydrate biosynthetic process; dermatan sulfate proteoglycan metabolic process. The transcript is spliced from 2 exons. Gene Ontology annotation, cellular component: membrane.